AUGUCGCCUGCACCAGUCCAAGUCAAUCCUUCCUCCAAACUCCCAUCCCCCGGUUUCAACGCCGGUGCCCGACCCUAUCGAUCUCACAAGGUCCGCGCCUGUGAUUUGUGUCGCAAGCGCAAGUCCCGAUGUACUGUGGACAUUCCCGGUCAAUCAUGCUUGCUAUGUCGUGUGCAAGGGGCCGAUUGCCACUACCAAGAAGAGGGUAACAUGGAAGCUGCAAUCAUGAGUGCCCCGGAGUCGAAAUCCUGGCCGGCUCCUCUAGCUGUGGAUGCUGCGUCGGGACAAAAGCGCAAGCGUAGUCCCGAUGACCUUUCCCGCAUAACCCAAAAUGGGCCAGCACGGCAGCCGCCGAACGGGCCUAGCCCUCACGGAACGAAUUCGUCGAGUGGUCGUCGAGGAAGUGAUUCCCGUCGGAGAGAUACGGAGGAUCCCCAAAACGAGUCAGUGCUCAUCGUCGGCCCUAUGGUUGCGGAGGAUGCGCAGGUCAUUGAGAAACACAUGCCCCCGGAACGGACGAGCUUAUCGGAAGAGCCCAAGAGUCACCCGUACAACAUCUACUCGAGCGAUCCGCGCAAACCAGUUCUCUACACCACAAUCUCACGGCGAAGGAAGGGUAUGCGGAAAGGAACUCCUCCUGGUGAGAAUCAGAAAGAGGUCCUUGAGCAAAUCCUGGGGCCUUUCAAGCAUGAUCUAGUGAGACUCUUCAUUGACCGUUUCAAUGUCUCUUUUCCUAUAUUUGACGGCGAAUCGUUCUGGGAAUCAUAUAUCACUGAGGACCUGCACGACCCUCCAGCAGCACUUGUGUGCCAAGUAUAUUCCAUGUCCCUUGUAUAUUGGAAACACACGCCGAAGCUUGCAUGUCAUCCGAAGCCUGACGUUCGAUACGCGGUCAACAUGACCGUUGCUGCAUUACAUGAGGAGUUCUCAGCCCCCGGAUUGGAUACAAUCAGCGCUGCCCUAAUUGACCUAACUGGACGACCGAUUUUCUCCAUGACUGGCAACGCUGUCAGUUGCGGCCGCAUGUUAUCAUUAGCCAAUUGUCUUGGUCUAAAUCGUGACCCCAGCAACUGGAAGCUAUCCCAGUCCGAGAAGAACCAACGCAUUCGUCUGUGGUGGGGAGUUGUAAUUCACGAUCGUUGGGGGAGUUUUGGUCACGGUGUGCCGCCCCAGAUAUCUAAAAAUCAAUAUGAUGUACCUCUACCCACGGUGGAUGUACUAGUUCCACCAGACCUGCGCACUACGGAGCGUGUGAGGGCAGCACACUGCCACAUCUACCUCUGUCGAUUGACAGAAAUUUUGGGUGAACUCUUGCCGCUGGUCUACGGCUUACAACAUAAGCCUGCACGCGAGACAUCCAAGAAGCUCAGACAAAUCCGGAACGAUCUCGAUAUAUGGGAAGACUACCUACCGGACUGGUUGAGAGGACCCACAAUCCAUACCGCUGAACGUAUAUACGGAGCGAGCAGCCUGCAGUUGGCUUUUCUAGCUGUGAAAAUGCUUGUCAGCCGAGUUGAACUAAAUGAAGUGAACAAUGCCGAGACAGAAAAUCUCGAGGCCCGCCGUUAUUUCCAAACCGAAUGCAGAAGGUCAGCAGAGGAGAUCGUUGCAUUCAUCAUUUCCUUGCGAAAGGAUAAUUUCAAGGAGUUUUGGCUACCCUACAGCGCCUUCCAUCUCACAUCGACGGCCACACUAUUGGUCCGCUGUGCCUUUGAAACGACCGACAGCGACGUUGCACGAUCGUGUCUCGCGAACGUCGAAACCCUUCGCACGGUGUUGCGUCGUGUCCGGGAAGAAGAAGAUUGGGAUGUAGCGGACAUGUGUCUCGAUCACUGCGAGCGCAUCAUGCACCGGCUUCCUGGAACUGGUGCCUCGAUGGACCAGCCAUUCACAACGUCCAUGGUAGACAAUGGGCUGGUCAACCCGGCCGCGAUAUCGCUACCUGAGACUCAGACUAACAAUGAUAUCGUCGACGACAUGAUGUCAAUCUCUAAUACUUUUGGGACGAUGGAUGGUUUCCCCUUCGACAUGACAGGAAUAUGGGACGUCUCGGUCUUCCAAGAUGUGAACCUGACUUAA
Messenger RNA from Penicillium bovifimosum, 2079 nucleotides. Its product is annotated as putative C6 transcription factor. Lineage: Eukaryota; Fungi; Ascomycota; Eurotiomycetes; Eurotiales; Aspergillaceae. Gene Ontology annotation, molecular function: zinc ion binding; DNA-binding transcription factor activity, RNA polymerase II-specific; DNA binding. The record is from RefSeq and is a predicted model, not a curated record. Gene Ontology annotation, cellular component: nucleus. Gene Ontology annotation, biological process: DNA-templated transcription. The coding region runs from base 1 to 2079 and encodes 692 amino acids. The transcript has 5 exons.